AGUUCUGAAAAUUUCUUUGAAAAAAAUAUAUAUAUACUAUUGGAUUGGAUGAAUAUCAUGUGUUGCGACCAAGGUGAGAUUGUUUGGAACAAUAUUAAUAAUAAUAUUGAGGAUGCAGAUGAUGAAGAUUUUCAAUACCUUCUGCUUGCUGCUUCUUCUAGUCAUACUAACUCCUCCAUGGAAGAAGAAGAAGAUUCACACAACCACCAUUUCUCUUCUCCCGACGAACAUCUUCAUCUCCGUCGCGGCCGCCAUCGAAACCCUCUUCAUCUUCCACCUCCUCCGCCACCUUGUUCUUCUUCUAAUCUGGAACAAGAACUAGCCGGAGUUGAUGAUCAUCAUCAUUGUCGAACUCCAGAUCAAACCCGACUCAAAAGACUCAAGUAUUCUCAUCUAAACCACAAGGGUGAAGAAGAAAUUGAGAGUCAUGAAGAAUCAACAAGUUCAUUGGGAUUGAAACUCAAGAAAUCACCGUCUCUUAUUGAUUUGGUGGAAAGGAGAUUAUCUAAAGGAAGGGUUCCCAGCCGUUCUAAUUCUAACAGCCCUGACCAUAAUAAUAAUAAUAAUAGUACUAAGAAGCCGAGUUCUUCCAAGCUUGAUUAUGGAUCUCUCCCCAUGUCUGAAAAACUCAAGGCUUCUAAUUUCCCAGCAUUGUAUUUGAAAAUUGGCAACUGGGAGAGAAUCUCACAGAAUGAAGGUGAUUUGGUGGCGAAGUGUUACUAUGCUAAGAAGAAGUUGGUUUGGGAGAUAUUGGAAGGGGCACUGAAAAGCAAGAUUGAGAUUCAAUGGAGUGAUAUUAUUGGCAUUAGGGCAACUGUGGUUGAAGAUGAACCAGGGACUUUAGAAAUUGAGUUGAGUCAAGCACCUUCAUUUUUCAGAGAAACCAAUCCACAGCCCCGUAAGCAUACCCUUUGGCAACCUACUGAGGAUUUUACUGGAGGCGAAGCUCCUACAUAUAGUAUACACUAUGUGAAAUUUGCACCGGGAGCUCUUGACAAGCACUAUGAGAAGCUCUUACAAUGCCAUCCAAAUUUACAAUCAAUCAGCCGAAAGCCAUUCCCUACUCAACCAUCUCCUUAUUUCAGGAGACAUAAUUCAUAUGACUUACCAUCCAAUUUCGUUUUGCAUGGAUAUGGAUCACAUCUCCACCAAUUUUCUAACCCUAAUUGGACACCACAAAAUCAACCAGAUCUUUCAAAUUUACGAUGGUCAGGUUUGGAACAGUAUCCAUCGACAGCGGCAUUGAACAAUAUGAUGGUGUUGGAAAAUGGAACUAUCUAUCCAUCUCAACAAGUCCUCCCGCAUGAAGGGUUGAGGAGCAUUCCGCAAGCGAAUGUUGGUCCGCUCAAUUACAUCCAGAACCAUCUGUUAGGCGAAAAUCAUCAGAUGAUCUGUUCCAGCGAAGAUCUGAUCACACAAGAUCAUAUCAUGUCAAUGCAAAAUCCUUUAGCACUUCAUCAUCAUGGCCAGUUACAACAAAUUGCGAAUAUUAGGGCGACGGCCUCCGCCGCCGGAGGGAUGAUGCAACAAGAUUAUGAUCAUGAUCAUCAUACUUUGAUGAUGAGUUUACAAGGGCAACAAGACUAUAGAGAUAUUACUGCACAGCCUGCUGUGGUGCCGGUGAAUGCAGUGCCUUUGAUGAAUUGGGAAAUUGUGGAAGACUUGAGCACACAACAAGCAAGCAUUAAGGGUUCACCCUAUGAUCAAUAUCACUAAUUACUUUUAUAUGAUUUGAAAUUUUUUUUAUAUAGUUUUACUGAGCCUUAUGUUCAGUUUUUAGAAUGAAUAAGAGUGUGUUUUAGCAGAG
This is a messenger RNA of Oldenlandia corymbosa var. corymbosa, 1807 nucleotides long. NCBI's taxonomy places the organism in Eukaryota, Viridiplantae, Streptophyta, Magnoliopsida, Gentianales, Rubiaceae. The record is from the annotation of a GenBank genome assembly.